AUGAGGACCUCGUCGGCUGCCGUCCCUGGACCGACAGGCCGGCGAAUGGGACACAAUAGGCAGUCUUUUUGUGUUUCGAAGGCUUCACGUCGGCCAGCCCGUUCGACCGGAUCUCGACGGCUUGAUCAAUCAGUUGACGUCAAAGUGGAACUUGAACGCCGCGCAGCUGCUGAACGAAAGGCUAGGCGCAAGACAUACGGCAUCGAGAGCGAAGAGCGUGUGGAUGUAGAGGAAGAGAGGGAACAAUUCAAGGACGAAACCCCCCGUCCAGACGGUCUCCCGCAUACCGACAGCGGUGAAGGAGUAGACAAGGGUUUCAGAAACACAGGAGGCUCAACCGACAUAACCGACCCGAUCAUCGACGUCAGCACAACAGCUGAUGAGAAUUCGAACACCGACCACGAUUCAGCCCUUUCCACCAGCUUGGGAGGCAAUGCUGUUGGAGAAGCUGAUGACAGCCCAGGAGUAUGCAGCCCUGUCACUGAUGAGACUCCAAGCAGAGAUGUGAAGUCAGAGAGGAAGCUAAAGGCCGCGUGGUGCGAGUUAAAAGGCCGAAUGAGGAAGCCUUUUAGAAGCCGUUCGUGA
Fusarium vanettenii 77-13-4 is the source of this 585-nucleotide messenger RNA. RefSeq lists its product as uncharacterized. Lineage: Eukaryota; Fungi; Ascomycota; Sordariomycetes; Hypocreales; Nectriaceae. The record is from RefSeq and is a predicted model, not a curated record. The transcript has a single exon. The coding region runs from base 1 to 585 and encodes 194 amino acids.